Messenger RNA from Pipra filicauda (Wire-tailed manakin), 4534 nucleotides. RefSeq names its product RUN and FYVE domain containing 3 (gene RUFY3). The record is from RefSeq and is a predicted model, not a curated record. Gene Ontology annotation, molecular function: metal ion binding. Gene Ontology annotation, biological process: regulation of axonogenesis. The transcript is spliced from 24 exons. Gene Ontology annotation, cellular component: cytoplasm. Bases 1152 to 2843 code for a protein of 563 amino acids. Lineage: Eukaryota; Metazoa; Chordata; Aves; Passeriformes; Pipridae.
UCAGUGCAUCACACGUCUCGCUUACAGACAGCAUUUGUGUUUCAUGUUCCAUGUUAAAUACAGAGGAGGGCAUUGUGCUCUCCCUACCAUUCCAUGCCUUUCCCACGUGAGCAUCCCACAGCCUCUGACGUACCACACACAGUGACCUCCUCGCUGUAGCAGGUGGAGACGUGGCUGAUGUUUGGCAGCUGCUUGAGGUGCUUCCUGGUCUCAUGCAGAAGGUUUAAGACAUAUCGAGCGUGGAGCUGCUACUGGGAGAAAGGCAAGGGAUUAAAGCAGGAAAUCAGUGGCCUCUGAGCAGCACCACGGCUCUGUCUGCAAAGGCCCCACCAGGACAGCUCACAUGGGAGAAACUCGCCCUGGGACAAAUUCCACAGAAAUUCCAGCCCAGUAUCACAGCCCUGGGAAUUGCAGAGCACAAGAAGAAAAGUGUUACAGCUGCUGUGCAGCAGGGAACUGAGUCACAGUGAAGUCGUGGGCAAGAAGGAUCCAAACUGCCUAAGGAGACUGAAGCCUUCCAGCUGAAGACACGACAUGGUCCGAGAAGGAAGAGCACAAGUGACCUGCCUUGCUGUGCCUCCUCCCACGCUGAACUGCCCGAAGUUCUACCCCUGCUCACACCAGACGCUAAGUGCAUCUCGAAGAGCAAUCUGAACACGAGACAAGAGUGGAAUGAUCAGGUCUGCAUUCAGGGAGGUGAUGGCUGAAAACCAGCAGGGACAGGUUUGUAAAAGGCAGCUGAGGGAAAACCUGCCUUUGUGCAAGAAGGUGUUGACCCAGAGGUAACUGUGUGGAGAGGAGGAGCAUAUCAAAGUUACAAAUGAGACCUGUCUGCCAUCAGAUCGACCAGAAUCCAAAUGAAUCACCUAAAAGGAGAAGGGUCCCAGCCCUGCUGAGGAGGGAACUAGAGCUUUUCCCACUGGGAACUGGGACUGUGAUGGAGGCUGCCACUGAUAACACCGAGCUAGGCUCUGGAGGCUUGGCCAGGAGGUCAGUAAGAGCGCAGUUUCUGGAGAAGGUGCUGACACUGCCAAGGACAAGCUUCAGCUGUGGGAUGGCACUUGUCCUGGCCAGGGUGCUGCUUGGAGAGAACUGUUGGCCUUAGCAGCCCCUAAUGCUGGUUGGGACUCACCUCAGACCCCAAUUACCUCAUGGCUAACGAACGCAUGAACCUGAUGAACAUGGCCAAACUGAGCAUCAAGGGGUUGAUCGAGUCGGCGCUGAAUCUGGGCAGGACACUGGACUCGGACUAUGCCCCUCUGCAGCAGUUCUUCGUGGUGAUGGAGCACUGUCUGAAACAUGGCCUCAAAGCCAAAAAGACUUUUCUUGGGCAAAAUAAGUCCUUUUGGGGACCUCUAGAACUAGUAGAAAAACUCGUUCCUGAGGCUGCAGAGAUUACAGCAAGUGUUAAGGAUCUCCCAGGGCUGAAGACACCUGUAGGCAGAGGAAGAGCUUGGCUUCGCCUGGCUCUCAUGCAGAAGAAACUUUCAGAGUACAUGAAGGCCUUGAUUAACAGAAAGGAUCUUCUCAGUGAAUUUUACGAGCCCAACGCGCUGAUGAUGGAAGAGGAAGGUGCCAUCAUUGCUGGCCUCCUCGUGGGCUUGAACGUCAUCGAUGCCAACUUCUGCAUGAAGGGAGAAGACCUGGACUCCCAGGUUGGAGUGAUUGAUUUCUCCAUGUAUUUGAAAGAUGGGAACAGCACAAAAGGCAGUGAAGGAGAUGGUCAGAUAACUGCUAUUUUGGACCAGAAGAACUAUGUGGAAGAACUCAAUAGACAUUUAAGUGCUACAGUAAACAACCUACAAGCCAAGGUGGAUGCCUUGGAAAAAUCCAACACUAAGCUGACUGAGGAGCUUGCAGUUGCCAACAACAGGAUCAUUACACUGCAGGAAGAGAUGGAACGGGUUAAGGAAGAAAGUUCUUACAUCCUGGAGUCCAGUCGGAAGGUCACCAAGGACAGAACUGCUGACGGGCAGGCACUGACUGAGGCUCGGAAACAGCUGAAGGAGGAGACUCAGCUGCGGCUGGAUGUGGAGAAGGAGCUGGAGGCGCAGAUUGGGAUGCGGCAGGAGAUGGAGCUGGCCAUGAAGAUGCUGGAGAAGGAUGUUUGUGAGAAGCAGGAUGCGCUGGUGGCACUCAGACAGCAGCUGGACGAUCUCAGGGCCCUAAAGCAUGAACUGUCCUUCAAGCUGCAGAGUUCAGACAUGGGAGUGAAACAGAAGAGUGAAUUAAACAGCCGCUUGGAAGAGAAAACAAAUCAGAUGGCUGCCACCAUCAAACAGCUGGAACAAAGAUUGCGACAGGCAGAGAAGGAACGGCAGCUGGCCCAGCAGGACAACCGGCUCUUCAAGCAGGAGUUUGGGGACAAAAUCAACAGCCUGCAGCUGGAAGUGGAAGAGCUCUCCAGACAGCGGAACCACCUAGAACUGGAACUGAGGCGGGAAAGAGACAGAUGGUGCCACAGUCAGCAGUGUGGCCAAGAACACAAAAAAGGGCCAAAGAACUGGCUAAGACAGGAUGGGAAGGUCAAAAUCCAGGAAGAAAAUGCUAAACUGAAACAGGCACUGAGAGAGGAGAACAGUGUCCUGCCACACAGGUCACCAAGCAGCAAGCAGGAAGAACAGGAGCAGCUGUUGGGCCCUGGACAUGCUGAGAUGUGCCAGCUCUGCCAGGAGGAGAGCAGCCGGAACCGAAGAAAGAACACCUGCAAGAACUGUGGGGGCACCUUCUGUGAAGCCUGUUCAGUACACGAGCUGCCCCUCCCAUCCAGCAUCAACCCUGAGCGUGUCUGCAAUCCCUGCCACCAGCAGCUCAUCCAGCAGUAUUCCAGCAGCCCCUUGUAGGGAAUGGGUGGCAGAGGGGUGACAAUGGUUGUAGCUUGAUGGUGUUUCUGGAGUUGUUCAAGGAGAACGUGAGGACACUUGCUUGUGUGCUUUGGAGGUUGGAGGGAAGCAGCUUCUUGGUGUUUAGAGUCUCUCGUGACUAAAGCAACAUUCUGAGCCUUCCCUGUACCAAAUCCAAUUGUGUUGCGGAGAACUGCAUUGGGAAUGUCACAUGGAGCAGCCCCAGUGUCUGCUGGAGCAGUCUCAGGGCUCAGGGAGCCCCUGCCCAAACCAGAGCUGUGUUUGCACGUGUAAGUUGGGAAUGUUCUUGCCCUCACACGUGUGGUGUUGGGCAUGUGCUGCUGCUGAGCAAAGGCUCCCUGAAACCCAGCUGGAGCACUGGUAUUCCUCAUGUCUGGCUGCACUUGAAAUCCCAUUUCCUUUCCCAGCUGUCUUGCACAGUCUGGCUCAUCCCUGGGACCCUGGUACACAGUGUGAGCAGGCCAAGUGAGGCACUAGUGAACAUGUUCUACCUGCAUUUCCUUGGCUCAGGGCUCUGGCCAAGGGCUUGCUCUGCCCAGGGAAACCCCAAACCAAGCUGUGAAUGGUCUGUUCCCCCUCUGUGCUUUAGGAGAUGGGCCAAAUUCCCAUCACGCUCUGGUUUAGGGCCACUUGGAUCCACCUCUCCCCCUUGCGCACAUGGAAACAUUGUGGCCACAAACCUGGCAUUUCACUUUUUGUUGUAUCAAAAUAAAAUGGGAACACUUUUCACCUUUACCAGUUGUAAUUGCAAACACAGUUCAGAGAGGUUUCAUGGUUCAUUCUUUGUUGCUGUUCCCUCAAGGAAUUUUGUUACUCCAAAGAGCGGUGGUGGCUUCCUUGUGUCACAGGAGUGUUCACUCCUUUUCCCACUGGCACCUCCUCCAGUCUCAGACCAGAGAAUGUUCCACAGUCCAUAGCAAAUGGAUGCAUUGAUGUGACAAAUGCAUUGGGGUUUGUACAGAUGUUAUUAGGGCUUAGUGGUUAAUUCCUUGGAGGGGAAUUAACCCUAGUUAAUAGUAGUCUUUAGAGUGGCUGGAACUGCAGGAAAAGCUUCUCAGAGCUGAGGUUACUGAUGUGGUUGGUGCUGGUUUGUACCAGGAAUUAUUUCUCCUAGUUCCCUCUAGGCCUUGGUGUGUUCAGCCACCAAACUUACACUCUUGUUUGCUCUUUUCCCCACCUGUGGCAGUUUCCCAACCCCUUUCCUUGCCGCUAUUCCUUUAAAGUAGGACAGGAGUUGUAAACAGUGUUGAGAUACAAGAAGCCUGGAAUUCAAGUGAAUUCCUGAAUUCUCUGAAGGGAUGACACACUGGAGAUGGAUGGAGAAAACACUGAAUUUAGUGUCAGUAGUUUUCUGUACACACUGUGUAGGUCCAAACCAGUAAAAUUCUUGCAUCCAAGCCCAGUGUGACUCAUCCCCCAAGGAGAAAGUGAGACCUAGGCAAUUUCCCUAGUAGAGGGAGCAUUAAACUGGACACGGAGAAUUAAAUUCUAUGGAGCAGGGAGGUGGCUGAGACCCCUUCAGAGCACAGCACUGGUGGCUGCCAGCUCCCUCUGUGCUCAGGUACUGCGUGUGAUGCCAGCGUGGGCUGACACCUGGACACUGGGGUUGGGAAGGGGGGGGGGGGAGCAGGUUUUCUGAUGUUAAUUUUGUUCCACACAAUAAAGAAAAC